Messenger RNA from Psilocybe cubensis, 738 nucleotides. RefSeq lists its product as uncharacterized. The record is from RefSeq and is a predicted model, not a curated record. The coding region runs from base 1 to 738 and encodes 245 amino acids. The transcript is spliced from 3 exons. Gene Ontology annotation, molecular function: RNA binding. NCBI's taxonomy places the organism in Eukaryota, Fungi, Basidiomycota, Agaricomycetes, Agaricales, Agrocybaceae.
AUGGCCAACCCUCCUUUGCCUUACGAUGGGUUUAUGACAAUGUCUCUUGAGGACCGUUUCACCUUCCUCUUUAGGGCGCAGCAAGUCCAGUUUGAUGCCAAUAAAAAGAUUGACGACCGACUGUCUGCCAUUGAGAAGGAACACCUGGCUGCACUUACCUCUACCCCUACUACAGGGCCCCCGCACACUCAAUCCAUCUGCUCUACUACUACCAAAGCCGCCCUUGAGAAGAUUGUUGCUACCCUGUCUAUUGCAGACAAACAGGCUGGCCACAUCAUAGGGCACGCGGGAACUAGCUUACACCAAAUCCACGACAUCUUGCAUGCAAAGAUCUCGGUCUCCCCUGUUGUCACCUCUGGUUUGCGUGCUGUCACUAUCAGAGAUACUGCUUGUGAAGUUGGUAAUGCUCUCUCUGCUAUUGGCAAGCGGAUUGCCCAUUGUUGCAUCUGCAACCCUAGGUCCAAGAAGCCCAAACAGCCUCCUGCGCCCACUGCCGCCCCUCUUACCCUUGUCAUUGAACCUCCUUCUCCUACUCCAAUCUCGAGCUCUACCUACCCCAACUACCCAUCCUUGUCGCUCGCCUCUGGUUUGCCUAUGGAGGUGGACGCUCUCAGGGCUCCGCAGCAACACUCUGACGGUUACUCUUACCCCGGGCCUGUUCAGCCUAGAAAGGGAAUUCAGAUUGCGCAUUGUGGCGGUGGACCGUCUCGUGUCUUUGGUGCAAACCGUCCAUGGUAA